AUGUCCCUCGCCACCGACUACUGGCCCAACCUGGGCCCAACAGACGAGCAACAUCGCUCGUCAGCAGUCAACCACCCCGCCAACCUCGCUCUCCGCUUCAUCAUGCCCCCUGCCCCAACACCGAAGCAAAUCCAGAGCCUCUAUACGGCUACCAUCACCGCCGCCCAAGGCUUCUCCUAUAACUUCCAAAGAUACUUCAUUCGUCGAACCGAUCUGGCCUUCAAGCCGGUGAUUGCUUCGUUGAGUCCCCCUGCGGGGUCUUCAGAACUUCCCAGCCCUAACGAUUUGGCACACUUCUUUGAAACUCAAAGGGCAGAGCUGGAGGUUCUCAAGAGAGCGUCACAGGUGAACAAAAUGUUUGAGGGACCCAAGCUUGUUGUGGAACAUGCCAAACCUAUCACAAGUGGAGGAGGAGCUGGAAUGGAAGCCAGUGCUGGUGGGGGUGGCCAGCCAAUCUAG
Messenger RNA from Cryptococcus wingfieldii CBS 7118, 459 nucleotides. RefSeq names its product mitochondrial protein. The record is from RefSeq and is a predicted model, not a curated record. The transcript is spliced from 3 exons. Gene Ontology annotation, biological process: iron-sulfur cluster assembly. Gene Ontology annotation, cellular component: mitochondrion; L-cysteine desulfurase complex. The coding region runs from base 1 to 459 and encodes 152 amino acids. Lineage: Eukaryota; Fungi; Basidiomycota; Tremellomycetes; Tremellales; Cryptococcaceae.